AUGAAAAUGGCCGAGAACGGUAACUUACCGUAUAUAGACGGCGAACGCAGGGGAAUGCAUCAGUUUAUCUAUGCUGGGAAUCUUGCAGCAAUCGUGGAUCGCUGUCUGGGCUUUCUAGCCACCAAUCCGGACCGAGUCAAUACCGAGAUCAUCUACUGUCUUGACGAUACUAACGCAAUACCUAUCAGACAGUUUCUAGAGCAACGAGUUCAGUCUUCGCGGUUUUCUGCAAAACACGAAGUUUCAUUCGAGAAAUCCUUCCUUCAACACUAUCUGUCCCACAUCAAAUACAGUAUCGGACUAGAGGUCUCGAAGGAAACGCUCUCAUAUCCCAUGUUCCGUUUUCUUUUCGCGAAGACCAUCGGAUUCAGUGAUAGAAAACAACGACUAUUACUCGACCACCUACCAGAGAUAGCACCAUCGGAGGCGAUGAAGCGUUCCCUACAUAUGCAAAAAGAAACUUCAGGAGUUCAAAGACAAGCUGCACGAAGUGGAUAA
Molecule: messenger RNA, 498 nt
Organism: Ostertagia ostertagi
Lineage: Eukaryota; Metazoa; Nematoda; Chromadorea; Rhabditida; Trichostrongylidae
Source: the annotation of a GenBank genome assembly